Molecule: messenger RNA, 462 nt
Organism: Galendromus occidentalis (western predatory mite)
Lineage: Eukaryota; Metazoa; Arthropoda; Arachnida; Mesostigmata; Phytoseiidae
Exons: 4
Coding region: 1-462 (153 amino acids)
Source: RefSeq, a predicted model, not a curated record
AUGAUCUCUCGAGCCCAGGUUUUCAUCUUGCCCGUGCUUUGUGCACUCGCCCGAGCAUACUCGGAAUGCUCAGAUUCCAUGUUCGAUUUGAAGCGUACGUCGAUUCUGCGAUUUCGCGAUGGUCGGCUCACGAGUCAGAAGAUUCCACAGCUGCAAUGCGUCGGCUCCCCGCACUGUGAUAACCCUGCAGCUGGACUUUCAUCGGUCGAGUGCACGAAUUUGAGACUCGGCAUCUCACCCAUAACAAAAGCCUUCAAGUAUGAAGCGACGUUCCGGGGGCCAGGCUUCAGAAUCUCGAGCCUCGACAUGAGCUGCACGGGAGAAACGGUUUUGAACAGCUGCGCACAUGAGGGAGAAUUAAUCCGGCAAACUCUCUCGAAAUCGCCACAGGUUCAUGCUGGUUGGCCUACACCCCGACACCGAUUUCGUCGAGCCGCCGUUUCAUCUCGGUCGGAACGUUAG